GCUCGAAAUCCAACGGCUUAUAAGCCUCAUUCAGCCCUUUAUAUUUAUCUCAACCAGCCACUUCGCCAUCUCCUUUCUUUCUCGUGCUCUCUGAGGUUUAUUGUCCAGGGAUUCGGAUUCCUGCAAAAGAGAAAAGCCCGUUUCAAGGAUCAAAAUGGUUCUCCAAAACGAUAUCGAUUUGCUUAACCCACCAGCAGAGCUUGAGAAGAGGAAGCACAAGCUCAAGCGUCUUGUUCAGUCCCCCAAUUCCUUUUUCAUGGAUGUGAAGUGCCAGGGUUGCUUCAACAUAACAACAGUGUUUAGCCACUCCCAAACAGUUGUGGUGUGCGGGAACUGCCAGACAGUGUUGUGCCAACCAACUGGGGGUCGUGCCAAGCUUACAGAGGGAUGCUCGUUCAGGAAGAAGAGCGAGUGAAGACAAUGAUAAUUUACUGCCUCUUUAUUUCUUCCUGCCCUGUUCGGUAAAAUUUUUGGAGUUGUUUCUCAGGCAUGAUGAUGAUGAAUUGCAAACAGGGGUUUUGAUUUUGAUGUUUAAUCGUCUUAGGUCCUCUAUGACUAUAUGAUUUUGGAUUUGAUGCACUGAGAAAUGUUCUCAAUAUCAAUUUAAGUCUAUUAUUUAGAUUUUGAAUGA
Messenger RNA from Populus nigra (black poplar), 631 nucleotides. RefSeq names its product small ribosomal subunit protein eS27y-like. Gene Ontology annotation, biological process: ribosomal small subunit assembly; translation. The coding region runs from base 155 to 415 and encodes 86 amino acids. The record is from RefSeq and is a predicted model, not a curated record. Gene Ontology annotation, cellular component: ribosome; cytosolic small ribosomal subunit. The transcript has 4 exons. Gene Ontology annotation, molecular function: structural constituent of ribosome; RNA binding. Lineage: Eukaryota; Viridiplantae; Streptophyta; Magnoliopsida; Malpighiales; Salicaceae.